Messenger RNA from Durotheca rogersii, 2886 nucleotides. Its product is annotated as rab-GTPase-TBC domain-containing protein. The transcript has 4 exons. The record is from RefSeq and is a predicted model, not a curated record. Lineage: Eukaryota; Fungi; Ascomycota; Sordariomycetes; Xylariales; Xylariaceae. Bases 1 to 2886 code for a protein of 961 amino acids.
AUGGUGACCGUCCGGCUAUCCGAGCCACCCACCCUGGUGGUGAAUACAGACUUGCCCCCCAACAUAUUGCCCUCCAGAAAGAGCAUCUGGGGGCACGAAUGCACACCAACGAGCGCAGCCGCGACCCCUCUAAAGGGGACAACCAAGACAGAGGAGGGGAGGGCGGAUGAAGAACGAGAGGAGACAAUAGCGAAGAAGGAAAUAGAAGCGGAAGACGAGACGUCGACGGAAGACGGUGUUGAACUGAACGCGCCGGCCGAUACUCGCAGGACGUUAGAGCGAGUGGGGGUAGCCAACGACGACGACGACCUUACGGAUGAGUCCGACGCCGAAGAGGUCGACUGGGACCAAUUGCAGAAAAAAGAGGACGAGCAAGUCAAAGAUCAGGACGACAAUUCCACCGCACUGCUCCUGGCGCGGCUCGAGCAGGAAAAUAACAAGCUGGCGACGAACCCGAAAAGCAUCAAGGUCAAAGUCGUCGAGCAGCCGCAAACUCGUAGACCGAGACCACCGUCGAUGGCCCAGAUGCGACACAUGGUCAACGGGCCUACGCCCACGGCGUUGCGGUACUCGGUCCUCCCCCCGCCGCCUAUGACCGACCUGGAAUUUUAUAUGGCUCUAGUCAAAGACUACCAGCAGACCGCGGCUCGCCUCCCCACCUUGCUAUCGAAGAAGAUUCGAAAGGGCGUGCCGCCCCCGUUGCGAGGCGUCGUCUGGCAGAGCAUGGCCGGCGCCCGCGACAGCGUGCUCCUGGAACAGUUCGACAGACUCAGCGGCGAGGCUAGCCCCUACGAGGGGCUCAUCGGCAAGGAUCUCGGGAGAAGCUUCCCGGGUGUCGAUAUGUUCCGGGACCCAGACGGAGACGGGCAGCGGAUGCUCGGGAGGGUCCUGAAAUGCUUCAGUCUCUAUGAUCAGAAGAUAGGAUACUGCCAAGGACUGGCUUUCCUGGUCGGCCCUCUGCUGAUGCAUAUGCCAGACAACCAAGCUUUUUGCGUGCUGGUCCGGCUGAUGGAAUAUUACGGCCUGCGAUCUUGCUUCUUACCGGAUCUGUCGGGCUUGCACGUUCGCAUCUAUCAAUUCCGGGAACUGCUGCGCCAACAUCUGCCCACGUUAUCGAACCACCUGGACGAUCUCCAGGUUGACCCAGCCUAUGUUUCACAAUGGUUCCUCUCGUUCUUCGCCGUGACAUGCCCCCUGCCCAUGUUGUUUCGCAUCUACGAUGUCAUUUUUGCCGAAGGCGCGUCGGAAACUAUCAUGCGGGUGGCUCUGUCGCUCAUGCGCAAAAACGAGAGCCGCAUCUUGGCGUGCACCGAGCUCGAGGAUGUCAUGCAACUCCUUUUGUCGCGCGGCCUCUGGGAUUGUUAUCACUACAACGCCGACGAAUUCGUCGACGAUUUUGUUAGCCUAUCUAGCGUCGUUUCCAGAGAGAAAUUGGCCCAGCUCGAGCAGGGGUAUCGCGAGGAAAAGAUCGCCAGCGCCAAUGCCGCCCGAACGGCCGAUGUUACCACAGCCGCCUCCCGUUUUCUGGGCCGUCUCUGGACCACAAGCACCUCGUUCCCGAGACCAGGAAAUCUUUCUCCUGGCCUCACCGCCCCCUUGAGACCGCUGAGCAUGCUUCGUCGAAGUACAUCGAAGCAGAGCUUAGCAUCGACGUUGAAUUCCAUGGAAGCAAGCUCGGUGAGCGUCCUCAGUUCCGCAUCUACUGACGCGACGACCGUAUCUCGCGAGUCCUCCCAUGCCGACGAUUCAUCGGUGCGCGAAUCGGCAACGCUUGCCCCCCCGAAACAGCAAUCCGCUCGCGUCGCUCCCGACAAGAACCUUCAUACCCAGAUCGAAGACCUCCUCACCGCCCUCAACGAACUGCAGCGAAACCACGCACUAUUGGCCACUCAGCUCCAACAGGAAAGGGAAGAGCGAGAAGAGGACCGCAAGGCUGUCCAAUCGUUACUCGAUGGAUUGAAGAAGAAGGCUAGCAACGGAUCUGUCAAGGCCGCGGGAGAUGAUGCAAGUCCUGGAGACAGAGCAGAAGAAGAGAAAGAGAAAGAAGAAAGCGAAGAGGUCUCCGAGCAGCGGCUAUCCUCGCUGCUAGAAGCAGUAGAAGGCCGCUUCUGCACCGAAGAGGAGCGCCAACGCCGGUCCUCCUCGGUGCAAACCAAGUCGCAACUCCAAGACGAAUUGGCCAGGACGAAGGAGCACCUCAGAAUCGAGAAAUCUAAGGCCCUAGACUUCAACCGCCGCAUCGAAGACCUCGACCAAGAGGCCAACACGUUGCGAGAACAACUCCGCGAGAGCCACGUUCACGUUCGAAACAUCCACCAGGAGAAGCAGCGUCUGGAGAGGCAAAUACACGCUUUGCGUGUGAGAGCCUCCUCAGCCGGCCCACCCGGGUCGGAGGGCGGUGGCUGGUUCUCUUCUGGGGGCAACCUUGCUGCCGGCAGCGGCGGCGGCGGGUCUCAUGCCGGCCUUCGGGAAUUGAAGCUCGUGCGUAGCAAGUCGACGCCCAAUACCCAAUCGGCCUUUGGCCAGCGCGGCUCCUCGCUGGUCCGGACACAGACGGAGCCCGUCACCUCGAGCGAGCACGAGGCCCUCGUCAUGGAACUCGUGCAAGCUAAGACGGCUGAGGCGGUAGCUCGGCAGGAGGCGGACGAGUACAAGCAGAAACUAGAAAACUUACGGAAGACGUACGGACUUGGUCCGCUGGAGACGCCUACGCCUACACCUACGGUGGCGUCAGCUGCGAUGGGAAUGAUUGGACGACUCACGACAUCGAUAUCCGACGCGAACGGUGGUACCAAGAAUGUAGCUUCCACCGGGGCGUCGAUAUCUACUUCUAGCUCUAAUAAUAAUUCUGGAGGAGCCGGCGGCUUCUGGGGAUGGAGGCGAUAG